AUGUCCACAGAUGACAGCAUCUCAGAGGACGCGUCCAGCUCUGUGGCCCUGAGCCACGAACAUGGAGGAAAGCAGAGCGAGGCGUCUGGAGGAUCCUCAGAAGACACGGUGUCCGCUCCGCACGCCAUACGGAGUCUGUGUCUGGGAAGCGCGGGCCGCAGUUUGCCCUUCAUCAACCCCAGCUCCAUGGAGACCCUGCGGGCUCUGGUGCAGGAGAUCCAGAGCAGCGGAGAGACCGACCCCCAGAUCUGGAGGAACUGUGAGGGCCGCUGGCUGCAUCUGUUUCAGCUGGUGGAGAAACAGUAUCAGGAGCAGAUUCUGGCUCAGCAGGAGCAGUACCAGUGCCAGAUACAGCUCAUCCAGGAUGAAAUUAAAGCUUUAGUGCAGCUCCAGAACCGGCAGACUCCGCCUCAGGACGCCGCCCGCAGCCCCAGACCCCUACAGGACCCGGCUGAGAGCAGGUCAGAGGAGGGCAUGCUGACGGUGGAGAGCAGCGGGUACGGCACGCUGUCGGCCUGGGAGCAGGCGCUGGACUCCGGUAGACAGGAGGCGCUGCUGUGGUCCCCCAACCCCAGCCUCACCCCGUCCCCAUCUCCGGGCCCCCAGAGCACCCACAAACACACACGCAUCAGUCAACCGCUGACCUCGUGGGCUCAGAGACACAAACAGAAGAGGAGCAGUGUGUGUGCGUCGCAGCAGCAGAAGAGCGCAGCAGGAUCUCCAGAGCAAACACACACUUCACCUGCUUGUGUGAACAGUGCAGUCUCGCUCGGUGUGAUUCCUCUACAGAGAGCUGACAGUGUGGCGUCUGAAACCUCAGGCCUCUCCUAUUGGAAGCUGGAUGAGAGUGAGUUAUAUCGCCCCCUGCCGGACAACUUCCAGAGUGCUUCUUUUGUAGCGCAGACACCUGAGGAGGAGAAGUGUGUGUCUCUGCGGGAGAUUUAUCAGAACAGGAGAGCAGAUCCCAGAGGCACCGAGUGUGACGCCACUGCUCAGAAACUCUCGGGCCGCACCUCCAUCUGCACGUCUCCGUCCCGCUUUAGCAGUGUGUCCGGCACCGGCUGCAACUCCAGCGCCGGCAGCAGUGUGUGUGCGCAUGAGGACGAGUGCAGCCAGACGGCCACGCUGACGGUGCAGCAGAGAGCACCUGCGCAGAAGACUCCACCCGCAGCCCGUAAACGCCCCACAGACGCCCCACAGGACCCCAUAGUGCUCUCACUGCUGAGGCAGAACCUGAGAGAGAAACACUCGCGGCACAUCUCUGACCUCAGAGCGUACUACGAGGCGGAGAUCUGCAGCCUUAAGGAGAAGCUGGAGCUGCAGGAUCUGCCGCUGGACCUGCAGAAGAGCAACCAGAUGCUGAUGGAGAGAUGUCAACACCUGGAGCGAGCGCUAACAGAGGCUAGCACACACAUCCGAGAGCUGGAGGUCAACAAACAGAAGAUGGAGAAACAGCUGACGGAGUGGUCAGAGCGCUACUCCUCCGUCAGCUCGUCAGUGCAGCUCCUGCAUGCGCGUGUGCAGGAGAGCGAGCGCAGCAGACAGCAGCAGGAGCGCAGCAUCAGCCGACUGCAGAGCCGCAUGCAGGAGCAGGAGGAGGAGCUGCAGAGCGCACGCAGAGCUGCAGACCAGCAGGAGGCGCAGCGGAGCACACAGCACAGGAGGAUGCAGGAGCUCCUCCACGAGUACGAUUCGCUGAGGAGAGAGCAUGAAGGAGCCAAGGACAAGCUGAGCUCCGCUGAAAGCAAGCUCUGUGAUGCCAGUGAGCAGAUAUGUGAACUCAAAAGGGUGAUCUGCAAGCUGGAGACUCAGGUCCGGCAGCUGCAGCACGAGAGUGUGUCCAGAACACGACAGUCUGUCCACAGCCACACACAGCCGUCUGGAGCGGGUUUGCUCCAUCACCCGGAUCUGCUGCAGAGGCCUCUGGAAGCGGAUGUGAGGAACGGAUCCCCGUCUGACUCCUCCAGCAGAGGGAGUGUGUGUCCUGCAGAGAGAGAGCAGCAGGAGUGCAGGAGGAGAGACGCUCCAGUGACGCCGCUGAUGAAGAUCCUGAUGCAGACGGAGGACAGCAGAGCCACUGAUGGACGAGCGCUGAGCACACACACACGCAGCAGCGCCACAAAGCGGGACACACUGCUCACGCCUCUGUCUGCCAAGUCCAGCCCGAAGCGCUGCCCGUCAGAGAACUUCUCCACAGCGUUCGGCCGCCCUCUUCCUUCCCAUGAGCACUUGCAGAGCAGGUUUGAUGUGGAGCGCUCUCAGCCGAGCCCGAGGAAGAGGCUUCAGUUCAGGCCUUCAGAGAGGAGGGAAGGAAAACCUCAGUCCAGUCUGGGCUCAUCUGAUCCGGCUGAGAGCAGCGAGUCUGAGGGGCCGGCGUCAGGACUCUGGCAGGAAGUGGAACAGGAAGAGGAACAGGAUGAGGAAGUGCAGAUGACAGGAAGUGCAGACGUGUGCUGUCAGCCGCGGGUUCGCUCUCUGUCUGACGCCGAGCGGCUCCUGGAUGAGCUCACACAGGAGAAACAGCAGAUUGAGUCGACACUGAGCCGGAUCCCCGGAGCCGGAGCCCGAGUCACACUGCAGAGCCGCCUGGACCAGGUGUCUCUGGAGCAGCGGUUGGAGCAGGUGAACAGUGAUCUGGGCUUCAUCAGGAUGACCCUGAAGCGGUUCCACAUCCUCAGAUCUUCAGCAAACCUCUGAGCUCCUCCAGACUCUUCCUCUUCCUCCUCAGCUGAUGAAGAGCUGCUCAGAUUCUUCCUCCUGAACACACGAGCCAUCAUCUUCAUCAUCAGCAGCAUCUUCAUCAUCUUCAUCAGCAUCUUCAUCAUCUUCAUC
Messenger RNA from Danio aesculapii, 2832 nucleotides. RefSeq names its product M-phase phosphoprotein 9. The record is from RefSeq and is a predicted model, not a curated record. Gene Ontology annotation, cellular component: centriole. Lineage: Eukaryota; Metazoa; Chordata; Actinopteri; Cypriniformes; Danionidae.